Messenger RNA from Eleginops maclovinus (Patagonian blennie), 1589 nucleotides. RefSeq names its product cell division cycle protein 20 homolog B-like. The transcript has 12 exons. The coding region runs from base 84 to 1559 and encodes 491 amino acids. NCBI's taxonomy places the organism in Eukaryota, Metazoa, Chordata, Actinopteri, Perciformes, Eleginopidae. Gene Ontology annotation, cellular component: anaphase-promoting complex. The record is from RefSeq and is a predicted model, not a curated record. Gene Ontology annotation, molecular function: protein binding; ubiquitin ligase activator activity; anaphase-promoting complex binding. Gene Ontology annotation, biological process: anaphase-promoting complex-dependent catabolic process; positive regulation of anaphase-promoting complex-dependent catabolic process; positive regulation of ubiquitin protein ligase activity.
ACAGCAGGUGCACCAGGCAGGAUCGGUCCUCAUACAGAGAGAGCGAGGGACGGUAGCUUUACUCAAAGUAAUUAAAACUGGCAAUGAAGCUUGCAGGCGAAGAAGCAAAAGACUGGGACAACAUGAGAAAAAUGCUGCAAGAUUUUGUAGGAAAGAGAAGCCAUUGCCCCUUCAAGGGACCAAACGAUGGCCAUCACGUCUCGUACAGGCGGUUCAGGAGGCGGAUCAUCCAGAGGAGCAGCAGUGAGGGUCCAUCUGCAAGCACACCUCUGGCCACUGGGGGGCAGAGUGAGCCCAGAUUUGAGCUUGAGACAGUCUGCCAGAGACUGGAGCUGGAUUCUCCUCCGAGACACCAUGAACCAGCACAGAUCAGACACCUGCAGGGAAACCUUCAUGAGAUAGAGCUGACAGGAAGCUUAUCACACAGUGGGGAUGUCACAUCUACAAACACACAACACACCGUCACCACCAGGAGAUGGACUGCUACAGAAAAUGCCCCAGAGCAGGGAUGGGUCUGGAGUGCUGCAAUUGAAGAACAUGGAAAUGCUCAACAGGCUGAUUCUUAUGAGAGGACACAUGCUUUGCAGCCAUUCGCUGUUCUGGACAGUACCUCUGUCAGUCAGCAGGGAAAGUCAGUGAUAAAAUUGGCGGCACCGUCACUGCUGAAUGACUACUACACUAAUCUUCUCGACUGCAGUUGUGAUGGUAUAAUUGCUUUAGCACUCGGCUCUUCUGUUUACCUCUGGAAUUCAGAAACUCAUGCUCUCGUGGGAUAUUUGGUCCCGAGUCCACAACCAGGAGGAACUUACCUUCAGACCAUCUCGUGUCUGAGCUGGAGCAGAGAUGGCAGGACCCUCUGCAUUGGCACCAGGCGAGGGGAGUUACAGUUGUGGGAUGUUGAACAAAAGCAGAAUACCAGGUGCCUGCGGUCACAUCUAUCUGUGGUGAGGGCUCUUUCCUGGAAACAGCAGUUACUCAGCAGCGGCUCAGUUCUCGGGCAUAUCCAUCACCUUGACCCUCGGGCUCCUACACCUCUCGUGGGUGCCGUUGUGCAGAAGGAGGCGAUCUGCAGCCUCCAGUGGUCCCCAGGAGAUGAUUGGCUGGCCAGCGGCUCCACAGAGGGCCUCCUCUGUAUAUGGGAUAGAGACAUUGCAGGGGUCACACGGUCACAUCAGCCAAUCACUAUGAUGACACAGCCCAGCGCUGUAAAGGCAAUGGGAUGGUGUCCAUGGCAAAGUAAGAUGAUUGCCACAGGAGGCGGAUUGAAAGAUGGUGAGCUGAGAAUCUGGGACACAGAUUUGGGAACAUGUGUGACAUCUGCUCACACAAAGUCUCAGAUUUGUUCUCUCCGUUGGGCUGAAAAGAAGAGAUAUCUGGUCACAGGUCACGGUCUUCCUCGUCACCAAAUCACCUGCUGGUCCUGGGAGUUUCCCUCCCUGAGCCCAGUGUACCAGCUCAGAGUACAUUCAGAUCGAGUUCUGCACUUGGCCAUACACUCUGAAAGCACUAAGAUGUUUUCUGCUGGAGCAGACCAGCGCUUUCUCAUCCUGGACAUGUGAUUAUCAAUGUCACCAAAAAUUGGACAUGAU